This is a messenger RNA of Magnolia sinica, 549 nucleotides long. RefSeq lists its product as uncharacterized. The transcript has 3 exons. The record is from RefSeq and is a predicted model, not a curated record. The coding region runs from base 1 to 549 and encodes 182 amino acids. NCBI's taxonomy places the organism in Eukaryota, Viridiplantae, Streptophyta, Magnoliopsida, Magnoliales, Magnoliaceae.
AUGGACCCCUGUGCACACCUUGGCAAGGGCCGUACUGGCCUACCACGUUGGGACGUCCAGGCGUCAAGCCAGGACCGACAGUCAUCUACCGGUGGAGUCGUUGAGGGUAUUCUUCUUAUUUCUGCUUACAUCGCUCAUAUUUUGUUUGAUUCUAGCGCUUCCUAUUCUUUUGUGGCCGAGCAAUUCUGUCGAUCGACCGGUAUUUCAUCGGAGUCCAUGUCUGAGGCCUUAGCCGUUUCGACUCUCAUGGGGAAGUCCGUUUUGUUGACCCGUCGCUGCCCUUCUUGUCCAGUGUUAAUGGGCAAGAUGUUUCUUCCUGCCGAUCUGUUCGUGAUGCCGAUGACAGGAUUUGACGUUAUUCUGGGUUUGGAGUAUGGUGCUAUCUUGGACUGUACCGCGAGGACAGUCACGUUCCACAUUCCAGGCUUGUCAGUGUUCCAGUUCGUUGUCGAGCCCAAAGGAGAGCCGUUAUCUAGUUCUUGGCACCUAUCAUCGAGGAUUCUAUGUCAGAGUGCAUUGAGCAGCUGCCAGUUAUUUCUGCCAAUUUGA